Molecule: messenger RNA, 574 nt
Organism: Caenorhabditis elegans
Lineage: Eukaryota; Metazoa; Nematoda; Chromadorea; Rhabditida; Rhabditidae
Gene: F55C12.2
Product: Transglycosylase
Exons: 2
Coding region: 378-548 (56 amino acids)
Source: RefSeq, marked reviewed
GAAAAUUAAUAUCUGGCUUCAAACUAACUUUUCUGAAAAUCCCCGAAGCCAUUUUGUUGCAAGUUUUGUGCUCUUUCAGAAUUUAAAAAGGGCAUUCCAAACAUUUCCAUAUUCGCCGAGUUCAAGCAGAACAAGAAGAUCACAUUUUGAGAUUGAAUGGACUAAACGAGUUAUAUGCAAAAUUAGUAGACUUUCCAAACUUUGAAAAUUAAUAUCUGGCUUCAAACUAACUUUUCUGAAAAUCCCCGUAGUCAUUUUGUUGCAAAUUUUGUGCUCUUUCAGAACUUAAAAGCGGCACUCCAAACAUUUCCAUAUUCGCCGAGUUCAAGCAGAAAAAGUAGAUCACAUUUUGAGAUUGAAUGGAAUAAACGAGUUAUAUGCAAAACUGGGGCUACUUUGCGGAUCCAAACUGUGCAGAUUUCUAUAGAUUGAUGAAGCAAGCCUUGGCCAACUGCGGAAAGCCCGAAUACCAGUAUGACUGGGAGCCAGGAAUUCCGCUCAACUACAUGACGAUGGAAGUCGCUUGCUGUGCAAAGAAUGUCCCAUAGAUUGAUGAUUGAACUCCUUUGAUUGA